Molecule: messenger RNA, 1024 nt
Organism: Pistacia vera
Lineage: Eukaryota; Viridiplantae; Streptophyta; Magnoliopsida; Sapindales; Anacardiaceae
Exons: 4
Coding region: 394-636 (80 amino acids)
Biological process (GO): mitochondrial translation
Molecular function (GO): structural constituent of ribosome
Source: RefSeq, a predicted model, not a curated record
UCGAGAGUCGAGAAUCGAGAUCGGGGUAUAAUUAAUUAAAAUUUAAUUAUGUUAAAUUAAAAAGGAAAAAAAAUAAAAAAUAAAAAGCAGAACAAUACCUAAGUCGACUACGUCUGAAUAGCAGAUAAAAUCUGUAUCAACACAUCAGAGAGUCGCUCUCCUCCGCCGCUCACCACGAAGCCGAGGUGGACCAAGGACUCCGGUAGGCUGUCGAACUACAGACACGACGCCGGCGAAUCUUUCGGCCGUUUAUUUCGUCCAGCUGCUCGAGAAACCGACGUACAAGUUUCAACAGGGUAGCCAGUUGAUCUUACAAUCAACAUGGUUGAACUUUUGUUCUUCAAAUGGAAAUGUAUCUGUGCAGAUGAAUGUACAGCCUGAACCAAUACAGUAAUGGGCCGAAAAGCUGGUUCGCUGUAUAUAAACUCGAAGAAAUUUGGGAAUGUCGCCAAACCUUGCAUGAAGGAAAUGAUAACAUUUCUUAAUUGCUUGUCUGUUAACCAGAUGAAUGAUGAGAAGUGCGUUCGGCAAAAGGAACUUUUGAGUACCUGUAUGGAUGCACAGACAAAUAAAAAGAAUAAGCCUUUUGGAAGCAUUAAUUACCACCUGCAGAGGCUUAGCAAGGGAAGGAAGUAGUUCAGAUUUAGGGAAGAAGCAUGUUUUAAACCUGCACAUCAUCUUUCAAGUUCAUCAGUUGAAAUAUUUAGCUGUGAGAAAGCGAUCUAAUUGUUGUUUUUCUAUUUUGAUUUUCAUGUACAACUGUUAGAAAAUUUUGAGGCAUUUUUACUUCGCAACUUUUGUAGUUUAAAUCAAUACAUAUGAACUUGUGGAUUUUCAAUAAUAUGUGAUCAGAGUUUUCGUGGCGUAGUUAGGAUGCAGUGAAGAAUCAUGAUCUGAAAUGUUACUUAAACAUGUAAUUUGCAUAUUUUAUUAAAAUCAUAGCACAGAGCUGUGCACCUUCGAACUAAGCUCUGCGAAGUGUAGGUUCUUGUGUCCAUCAUCUUGUCUUCAAGAAAUCUAAUCA